This is a messenger RNA of Penicillium subrubescens, 1974 nucleotides long. Its product is annotated as sodium:solute symporter family protein. The transcript has 11 exons. Gene Ontology annotation, molecular function: urea transmembrane transporter activity. Gene Ontology annotation, biological process: urea transmembrane transport. The coding region runs from base 1 to 1974 and encodes 657 amino acids. The record is from RefSeq and is a predicted model, not a curated record. NCBI's taxonomy places the organism in Eukaryota, Fungi, Ascomycota, Eurotiomycetes, Eurotiales, Aspergillaceae. Gene Ontology annotation, cellular component: plasma membrane.
AUGUCUGAAAUAUCACCCCCAUUGUCACAAGGUGUGGGGUAUGGGGUUGUGAUUGGGGUUGGGUUGGCCUUUGCGGCAGGAAUGAUGGUGGUCACCAAAAUAUUGAAGAAAACAGUUGGUGAAGAUAAUUCAAACGUCGAAACAUUUAUGGUUGCCAAUCGAUCGGUUGGCACCGGUUUAGUGGCCUCGGCCGUCGUCUCAUCAUGGCUCUGGAGUACAGCAUUACUUAGUGCCGUUUUGGUGGCCUAUCAAUACGGCAUCAGUGGUCCAUUCUGGUAUGGUGCUGGGUGCUCACCCAUGAUUGUUUGCUUUGCAUAUCUCGGAACCGUCUGCAAAAGGCGUGUGCCUAGCGCGCAUACCGUUUUGGAGAUCAUUAAGCUUCGAUAUGGGACCCUUGCUCACCUGAGCUUUACCUUUUUGGCCGUGGUGAAUAACUUAUUUAAUACUAUCAACAUGAUUCUCGGGGCUUCAUCAGCCAUUACAUAUUUGACUGGAAUGCACAUAAUGGCAUCUACAUUCUUGUUACCACUCGGAGUGGUCAUCUAUACGCUCACGGGAGGCAUCAAAGCGACGUAUGAGUUCUUGACAGAUUACAUACACACUUUCAUCAUUCUUAUUCUGUGCUGCUACCUAACCCUCAAAGCUUUGACCAGCCCAGAGGUUGGCUCCAUCGGAGGGCUCUAUGAUCUUGUCGUGGAGGCUCAGCCAAAUCACGUUAUUGAUGGGAAUUAUCAAGGAUCACUCCUGACGAUGACAUCCCAACAGGGAAUUUUCUUUGCAAUCAUCCUGUUGGUGUCAAACUUUGGAGCCGUAAUUAUGGACACUGGGUACUUUACAAAGGCCUUCGCUGCUUCCCCAGAAGGUGUCGUUCCAGGCUAUGUUAUUGGAGGAUUAUCAUACUUUAGUAUACCAUGGGCGCUGGGAACUGUGAUGGGCAUGGUUACACUUGGCUUGGAGACUACAAAGGCGUUUCCCACGUAUCCUAGAAUAAUGACCAGUUCAGAGGUAACCAAUGGACUGGCAUUACCAUAUGCUGCAAUUGCGGUAGCAGGAAAGGGAGGCGCCGUGGCUACCCUUUUAAUGACUUUCAUGGCUGUCACUUCUACACUGUCUGCGCAGGUGAUCGCUGUAUCCUCCAUUGUGGCUUUUGACGUCUAUCGGUCCUACUUCAACACGAGUGCAGGAAACAAGGAGGUAAUCCUCUGGAGCAGAAUAGGUGUUAUUUCAUUUGGUCUCGCUGCAGCAGGUCUUACUGCUCUAUUUCACUACGUUGGAAUUGAUAUGGGCUGGACACUCUACAUGAUUGGAGUUAUAACUUGUCCUGGAAUCUUCCCGCUUAUCCUGUCAAUUCUCUGGAGAAAACAGAGCCGGGUGGCGGUCAUUGCAUCCGCGUAUCUUGGUUUAGCGACCGGCCUUGCGGUCUGGCUGGGAACGGCUCAUCGUUUCUAUGGUGCUGUAACAGUUGCCUCGACAGGACAGACACUUCCAUGCAUGUACGGCACGGUUGCGUCUGCAUUCAGUCCUUUGCUAUACUCGGUGCUCAUCACAUAUCUUGGCCCCGAGGACUUCGAUUGGACUUCGCUGAGCAAGACCAGCCUUGCUGUUAAGACCAUCGAUGAAGUCACCGAUAACAUUGAGGCUCAUGCUAAAUUCGAUGGUGAAACGGAUUCGAGCAUGAGACCUCAGACCACUGAGAUCAACGACGAAUGCGAGGAUGCUUCCGAGGCAGCUGGAAGAAGAUGGUCCCGAUAUGCGUUAUUUUGGGCCAUUGCUACCUUCCUGGGUCAUUGGGUCCUCUGGCCGCUUCCGAUGUAUGCUGCAAAGUUUGUGUUCAGCAAAGGACUUUUCGUUGCAUGGAUCGUCGUUGCUGAAAUCUGGCUGUGGGUUACAUUGUUGAUAGUCGGCUUUUAUCCUUUGUGGAAUGGACGCCAUAAAAUCCUUCUCAUCGCGCGAAGUAUUACCGUUGGUGCAUAG